Octopus sinensis (East Asian common octopus) is the source of this 1232-nucleotide messenger RNA. RefSeq names its product 39S ribosomal protein L3, mitochondrial. Bases 59 to 1180 code for a protein of 373 amino acids. Gene Ontology annotation, cellular component: mitochondrial large ribosomal subunit; ribosome. Gene Ontology annotation, molecular function: structural constituent of ribosome. The transcript has 9 exons. NCBI's taxonomy places the organism in Eukaryota, Metazoa, Mollusca, Cephalopoda, Octopoda, Octopodidae. The record is from RefSeq and is a predicted model, not a curated record. Gene Ontology annotation, biological process: translation.
AUAUUUGACCGGCUACUUAUUUCCGGUGUUAGUUUCAUCAUUUAGAAGCAAAAGGAAAAUGGCAUCGUCUUUAAAGCUGGCGGCUUCCCUCAGAACGGUUCUUUGGAAUUCGACUGCAAACUCAGUGACUCAGAUAUCGAGCUGCUGUUCCUGUCUGUUCUAUCAGCAAACUCGCCAUCUUAGAAAGCGAAGUCACAAUAUACCAGCUUGGCGAGUGAAGCAGUUUGAAAAACAUGUCGAAGAUGAUAUCAGUGUUGAAAGUGAAAAGUUCAUCAAGACAGCUAUUCAUGAUCAUUAUAAGAGUGUAAUUAAGAGUCCCUUGAAAGAAGCACCAUGGGAACGAGGUACAUGGACCCAAUGGCCAAAGACUCUCCGUACAGGAGUUCUAGCACUUAAACUGGGGGUCUUACCUCAGUGGACUAAGAAAGGGGAGAAAAUAUAUACAACACUUUUACAGGUUCUGGAUAACCAUGUAAUCAAUUAUCGAAAUCCUGCAGAAGCAACUAAAUUGGCUGCUUGGCACCCGAUGUGGCGCAAUAAAUAUGGAGCUGUUGUUGUUGGGGCUCUUGGAACAGAUCCUAGAAUGUUUACACCAGAAUACAAUAAUUUAUUUAGAAAAACUGGUCUUCCCCCUAAACGUAAACUUGCAAGAUUUUUAGUGACACCUAAUGCUGCUGUACAGCCAGGAACUCCUUUGUCAUGUCUCCAUUUUAGAGUUGGGGAUUACGUAGAUGUUCAAGCCAGAACAAUAGAACAUGGUUUUCAAGGUGUAAUAAAACGAUGGCGUAUGAAAGGCCUUCCAGCAUCACACGGAGUUACCAAAGCUCAUCGUCGUAUUGGAAGCAUUGGUGGUCGACCGAAUCGUUCAGCUAUUAAAAAAGGUAAAAAAAUGCCUGGUCAUAUGGGAGGUGAUUGGAGUACUCUGAGAGGUUUGAAAAUUUGGCGGAUAAAUACAAAAUACAAUGUUUUGUAUGUAAACGGAAAAAACAUCCCAGGACGCAUUCAUUCCUUCAUCAGAAUCACAGACACAAAAUUGCCUCACAAAGAAUCGCCUGAUAAUCCACCCCAUAUGCCAACAUGUUUUGUUGAGGACCAACCUGAAAAUCUACCUGAAAAUCUCUAUGCUGAUGAUUUGUUUCAAUUCAUAGAACCAUCUUUAACUUUUCCUGAUGAAUCAUAGACAAGAUGAAAGUGUUAGAAAAAAGAGAAUAAAAUUUUAGUUCGUUAUUUUA